AUGGAUGGAAUUUUUGGAAUGAUCGAUGGCAAAUUCAAACUGUCAAUAGUAGAUUCAACCAUGAUGUUGAUCGUGCAUCGUGCAAUGGAUAAAGCUCACCAAAGAGUCAAAUCUAGAGAAGGAGUUAUAGAGAGAUUACAUGAGAUAUCAAAAUUCUACGAGUUAUCCGUAAUGCAAUUGGAUGGUUGUAUCAAAUUUGUUCAAGAAGAAACUGACACUCACAAUCCCGAAACCAGCCAUGAAGAGGUUCUUGCUGGCUUGGCCGAAAUACGAAACCGCCUUCAACGACGCCUCUACGAAUCGGAACUCGCCAUACUACAGAAAGAUAGAGAGUUGGCAGAUCGAUCCGAGAGCGAGGUGAAGUUAAGGCAGGCUUUGGAAAUUACAGAGAGGGAAUUGGUUUCUUCGCAGGAAGAUCUUGAACUUGAAAGAUCAAGAAGUGCUGGAAGUUCCAACCUUAGCCCACAUGAAGGUGAGGAUGAUGAGAAUAGAGAUGGGGAAUUUGGUGAAGUGAAAGAAAAACAAGAGUUUGGUGAUGAUUAUGAGCCUAAGGUGAAGACCAAACGGAAUCGUUGUAUCAACGACGUAAUAAGAGUUGAAGAGAUGGGAUCUGACAUUGAUAUUUUGAAGGAAACUCUUGACAUUGCGUUUGGAAAGAUGCAUAGUGCCAUUUUGAUUUCUGAGAUGGGAGCAAUAGAGCAGCAAGUAAAGUCAAGUAUUGAGAACGACAUGAUAUCAAUCCUGCUUAAGGGAUUUGUGAAGGAUUGUCAAGAGGAUCUAGAAGCAGAAGUGACAAGGAAAGAGAAGCAAGUUUCGGCAAACAAACGUUGGUCGGAUUUAAUGAAUGAAGUUAUAGGCUUGUUUGAGGAUCUCAAACCUGUUAUUGGCCAAAAUGAAAUGCAGUCCCGAGAGUGCAACAUUUUGGAUUUUGAGUCAAUAAUUAAGAAAAAGAGUAUAGAAGCAGAACAGGAUCAAUUGAAUUCAGAAAUGCUUCAUGAUAAAAGGUCAUUAUCAUUAAGGAGAGAAGAAAGUCCUGAAAGCUUGAAAAGGAGGUUCCAAGAAAUACUAGAGAGACUAGAGAAUUCAAUGAUUUUGAAUGCUACGGUUAACAAAAGUAUAGAACAAAAUGAGGAUUUUAGUGAAGAAGACAUACCUUUAGAGAAAGGGGAGCAAAUAUUUGUAGAAAAUCAUAAGCAGAAAUCUGAUGUGGAUACUUUGGCAGAUGUCUGGGGGAAGAUGCAUCAACUGCAGGAUGAAGAAAACAGCGGAAUACAAAACCAAAUUUGUGCGCUUAGGCAAGAAAGAGAGGACAGAGAAUUUCAAAAUAUAAUGAAGGAAGAAACUUACAUCACUUUACUCCAAGGGUUGAGAGAAAAGUUUUGUGAUGAUUUAAGUAGCUGGGAAUUGGAGAUCCUGAUUUCAGAUGGAAUAUACAGAGAUCUCAUCAGGAGUAUGUUCAAUCAGUUGGAUGAAACCAUGAAAAGUAACCACACUGAAGCCAAAAUUAAAGAUGAUAUAUAUCAUGUCGUCUUCAAGGAGACAAUGGAAGAUUAUUGCUCUAUAAAUGACUCAGGAUUAGAUAGAUUGCAGGAAUGCAAAAUAAAGAAGUCGUCCAUCUUAGAACUUCACAAUAUGGAGCUAAACAAGUCAGAUUCUAAGUCCCUAAAACUUAUGGAGCUUCCACAUAUAACAUAUGAUUUUGAGCUGAUGGCAAAUAGAAAACUGGAAGCAAUAAUGCUUAGAUUAGAAGAAAUGAAGCAUACUUUGGAUCCACUGCCUCAAGCCAUGGCUUCUUUGCAAGAAAAUAAAUCACUUUAUAAGAAGGCCUUCAUCAGAAGAUGUCAAAAUCUCAGAAAAGCUGAAAAUGAGGUUCUGUUCUCAAUUUCUAAUAAUACUGAUGCUUUUCACUCGUUGUACAGCCAAGUGGAUAUUUUAGGGGAUCAAGUGGAUAUACUUCUUAGCUUGAUUGAGAAGAUAUACUCGAUUCUAAAUCAACAAUCACCAGCUUUGCAGCAAUAUUUUGAUGUAAUAUCUCUGAACGUCUCGGAAAUUCUUAGGUCAAUCGAGGAGGAGGUACCGGUAAUUGUUUGUACACCACCUGAAAAGUUAGAUACAAUCUGA
Molecule: messenger RNA, 2121 nt
Organism: Cucumis melo (muskmelon)
Lineage: Eukaryota; Viridiplantae; Streptophyta; Magnoliopsida; Cucurbitales; Cucurbitaceae
Product: WPP domain-associated protein
Exons: 4
Coding region: 1-2121 (706 amino acids)
Source: RefSeq, a predicted model, not a curated record